CCAUUUUUUUUUUAAAAUCCUCCAUUUUCGAUACUUAAUAACAUACACCUAAAAAGUUCUGAUUUUUUAGCCUCUAAAAGUGUCAUCCGAACCCAAAUAGUAAAUUUUGGGUGUGAAAUCCGGCCACCCAUUUUUGUUGAGAAAUUGUUCAAUCUCAACCUCGUUUAAGUGUCGGGAUUUUUUACGGUGGUCGUCGGAUUGCGGUUAUUAGGGGUUCGGCAUAAUUUUGUGUGUAGCGUAUUUGGGCUUGCAAUUAUAGACAUGGCGAACUCAGAAUCAGGAUCUGAUUCGGGAGCAGAAAAUGAGUGUCCAACCACAAUACCUACACGAGGGCCGACGCAAAUGAAUGAAAUAUCCAAACUAAUGGAUCAGGGCAAAAGAGUGGCCCUCGAAGUUAAUGAUAAAGGUCAAUACUGUAGAAAAAGCUACGCGAAGCUCGUAUCCACUCUGGGAGUCAGAUGUCGGCAGACAAUAGGGUUGGCUUAUAAAAACUGGAAAGAAGUCAACCAGACUCUGAAAAAUAAAGUUUGGCAAGACAUUCAGGUAAGCUAUUAUUUGUUAGAAUUUUGAUUUGUUUUUCUAUUACUCCAAAUGUUGACUCUAACCGUGUUUGUUUUCCUUCAAAAUAGACGGGGUUCAUUGUGCCGGACACCUUCAAACAUGAUUGUCUCAUCCUAGCUGGGAAGUUAAUGAAAGACUUCAAGAAUAGGAUGACAAAAGACAUCAUAAUGCCCGCGUUGAAAGAGAAUGAUCUGGGACGACUGGCACAAGUCCCUGAAAAGCACCCGGAGAUCGACGCUGCUGAUUGGUGCAAAUUUGUUGAAAGUCGACUAACUCCUGAAUUUCUGGAAUUGAGUAAGGUGCAACGUGAACGUUCCUCAAAAAUUCAAUCCAGACAUCGAAGUGGUCGGAGUGGAAUGGUGAACGUACGGGAAGCUGUGAAAAAGGACCUCGAAGUUGCAGAUCCUCCCCGCCACCGUGUUUGGAUUAAAUCUCGCACCAAGAGUAGAAAACUUGUCACUGAUUACGACAAGGAAAUUGCCGAGAAGAUAGUAAGUAUAUAUUAAUCCUCAAUUGACUUCUACUCAUGAGU
This is a messenger RNA of Cannabis sativa, 1093 nucleotides long. RefSeq lists its product as uncharacterized. Bases 690 to 1067 code for a protein of 125 amino acids. The transcript has 6 exons. NCBI's taxonomy places the organism in Eukaryota, Viridiplantae, Streptophyta, Magnoliopsida, Rosales, Cannabaceae. The record is from RefSeq and is a predicted model, not a curated record.